Messenger RNA from Lentinula boryana, 994 nucleotides. The record is from the annotation of a GenBank genome assembly. Lineage: Eukaryota; Fungi; Basidiomycota; Agaricomycetes; Agaricales; Omphalotaceae.
GUGGUCAUUCCAAUGUGGUCGUACCAAUUGGCUUUUUAGCAAUCCCAAAGUCUGAGCGCAAAUAUGACAAGGAUAUAAAUUUUCGAGUUUUCAAGAAGAAGCUAUACCACAAUUCAAUUGCAGCAAUCCUGAAGUCUCUCAAACCUGCCAUGACCUUACCAGUUGUUCGAAAAUGCCCAGAUGGUCAUUUCCGUCAUGCUAUCUAUGAUCUGGCAGCCUUCAUAGCAGACUACCCUGAGCAGGUCCUCCUAGCUGGUAUUGUACAGGGAUGGUGUGGCCGAUGCCUCUCACCAUCUUCCGAUCUCAAAGAUGGUGCUGAUAAUCGGACACGCUCACUGGAUGGGGUUAUGAAGGAAGAAUACAGUGGUAAUGAGAAGAUAUUAUGGGAUAACUUUGGAAUUGACAAUGCAGUCACUCCAUUUACUGCUCACUUUCCACGGGCCGAUAUCCAUGAGAUGCUUUCUCCAGACUUACUGCAUCAGAUCAUCAAGGGCUGCUUCAAGGAUAUGCUUGUAGAGUGGGUGUUUGAGUACCUGAUUCUUAAGCAUGGGGAAGCACAUGCUAAUGAAAUAAUGGAUGAUAUUGAUCGCCGGAUUGCAAUUGUCCCCCCUUUCCCUGGAUUACGGCGAUUUCCUCAUGGGCGGCGGUUUAAGCAGUGGACUGGAGAUGAUUCAAAGGCACUUAUGAAGGUAUUUUUACCUGCAGUAGCAGAGUACCUUCCUGAUGAAAUGAUGAAGUGUCUGUCAUCAUUUCUGGAUUUUUGCUACCUGGUUCGACGAUCUGAUAUUGAUGAAACUUCUUUGAAUGCCAUUAAGACUUCUAUUGAAGCCUUCCACCAAUACCGCAAGAUUUUCCAAACCUCCAGGGUACGGGAACACUUUUCCCUUCCUCGCAUGCAUUCCAUUGUUCAUUAUCCCUUCCUCAUCAUUGAAUUUGGUGCACCCAAUGGCCUCUGCUCUUCUAUCACCGAGUCCCGCCACAUUUCUGCUGUAAA